CGUGCGUUUGGCAGCUGGGGGUAUCCCAUCCUAUGCGUACGGGCAAUCCCACGUGCGAUGCGAGUCACCCUCCGUCGACGUGUAUAAAUAGCAUCGCUAACUCGACACUGCUGUCAGUAGGCCUAGCAAGCGGCCCGCACACCACACAUCCCACCCCGUCAAGUUCAGCAGAAACCACAUCACCCACCCAAGCCUCUGCCUACGACCGGCUUUCUGUUUUUUCGGAUACUAUAGAUUUUGUGUAAUAGUUUCACCCAAAAAUGGCCGGUAAGGCGGACGAUCCUAACAUAGCCAAGCUUUUCCAGUCUGUACAAAGGGAGUACCCAGACCCGGUCGAGGCGACAAUCAAAGGCAAACUACCAAAAUGGCUACAAGGUAGCCUUAUCCGGAACGGACCUGGUCUCUUCGAAGUCGGUGACACCUCCUACCAACACUGGUUCGACGGCCUGUCCCUCCUCCACCGAUUCAGCUUCGAAAAGGGCAAGGUCACCUACCAGAACCGUUUCCUCCGUAGCGAUGCCUACACCAAAGCCAAAAAGUACAACAAGAUCAUCUACGGAGAAUUCGGCACCAUGGGCAUCCCAGACCCUUGCAAAAACAUCCUCGAGAGGUUCGUCAGUCACUUCAUCCCCGUUAGUACUACCGACAACAAUCUGAUCAACCUCUACUGGAUCGGAGACGAACUGUACACCGCUUCUGAGACCAACACGCCGAUCAGAAUCAAUGUCAAAGAUCUCAGUACAGGCCCAAAGAUUGAUUUGUUUGGUGCGUUUUGGACCAUGACCGCUACUGCGCAUGGGCAGGUCGAUCACGACGGGACCACGUACAAUGUAGGCACGUCAUAUUUCACUGGAUGUAAUUAUAACAUUAUUAAGUUCAACCACAAAUGUAAAGAGGAUCCCACCAGGUCUGCCAAGAUCGUAUGCACCAUCCCAGCCCGCUAUAAGACCCGUCCUUCCUACUACCACAGCUUCGGCAUGACGGAAAACUACUUCGUCUUCCUGGAGCAGACCCUUUUCAUCAACGUUCCCAAACUGGCCACCUCAGUGCUCCGUAAGAUCCCCGUUUGUCAGACCCUGGAGUACGACCCGACAGACACGUCUCUCUUCCACGUCAUCCAGAAGACAACCGGGGAGAUUCUCCCUAUCAAGUUUGCGGCUGGCCCGCUCUUCGGCAUGCACAUCGUCAACUCUUACGAGCAGGACGGGCAGAUUGUCUUUGAUAUCUGCUGCUUCCCGGAUGACUCGCUCAUCAAGAAGUUCUAUCUGGAGUAUCUGAGAUACGGAGACCAGCAAGGGAAGAGAAACUUUCCUCGUGCCCAGGUGCGGAGGUUCGUCUUGCCGAUAAACAUCGACCAGAAGACAACCCCUCGCGGAGUUAACCUUGUAUCUCUUCCAAACACAUCAGCAACAGCAGUACUCCAAGACGAUGGCGUCAUCUUCUGUAAAUACGACAUUAUUUCGCCAGUAGGCUUUGACAUGCCAAAUAUUAACCAACGUGUCAACGGGCGACCGUACAGAUAUGCCUACGGGAACUGUAACAGGGAAAUUGGGGAGUUUGUAAACACCAUUGUUAAGGCAGAUGUCAAGACGAGGAAGACCCUAGUAUGGCAUGAGGAAUUUUGCUAUCCGUCCGAGCCUGUUUUUGUCGAAGCUCCCAACGCAGUGAAGGAAGAUGACGGUGUCAUUCUUUCAAGCGUUCUCAAUUCGCAAACGGGCAGAGCCUUCCUACUUGUUCUUGAUGCCAAAGACUUUAAGGAACUUGCUCGUGCCAAUCUACCCGCGGAUGUCGAGUGUCCCCUAUCAUUCCACGGCCAGUUCAUACACUGAGGACCCCACUCACGUCUAUUCUCGGUACUGCCUCAGCAAAUGAUCACCGAUUCGAAGUGUCCACCUGCGGGGUGUUUUUGUACUACUUGGCUGUCCGUACAAACUUCCAUCUCUUCUGCCGGAAUGAUGGAAUGCCUCCUCGUGCUUUGUUCAGAGCAAGUGAUAAGCCCUGAAAUAUAGGAUAAUUUGGGACAAACUGUUUAGCACGAGCUACGGUUUGGUCUGAAAGACAGUUAACGACUGACGGGGGUUUUCUGAGACGAGUAACCCGACUACACUUUUCCUAAAACCGUAAGUGACCAGAGUAUCGGACUGUGUCGUGUCGUGUCGUGCCGUGCCAUGAGGUGCCCCUGUUGCCCAGAGCAGGAUGACAAACACUUCUGAAAUAGGUCUACUGACCACAAGAAAUUGUGACUUUCACUGAAAUAGUCGGUGUCAUGGGGGUAGGCACCGCUGGGCCUCGCCACUCACCGUGCCAGGGUUGGCAGGCGCUAUUCACCGCCCAUCAUUCCCGCACCAGCCCGCUGCUUCUGAUCGCGGUGGACUUUGACUCGAAACACGUGUACCUCAACCGCACCAGGAACCAAUGUUUUGGAGUUUCUGAGCGCAGAAAAUAAAACGGCAAAGAAAAGUGUGGCUUGGCAAAAAUGACCAGCUAUAGUGUCUGCAGCUCGCGACUUGCCACCGUCAUUUCUGAGCUGGAUAUUUCCGUUGAACAGCUCCAUGAAAUUGAUUCCAGUAAUCCACUACUUGCGUAGUGUCCUGCUGGGUCUUGUUCCCUUGAUCAUAGCAAUGAAAACCACCGCUUUGUGUACUACCAGCAAGGGAGCAACCAGUCUGUGGGUCAUAGACUCUACUCUGAAAUAGUCAACACCAACGGAAUAUGCCCUGCGGUGCUCAGCACCUCAUAGUUUCGGUCCACGAAACAUGAAAAGAUAUUAUUCAGUCGUUUUGAUAUUCCUACAACAAAACCAACGGGUGUAAUUCCACAAUAUUUGUGGAUUGCAAAAACAUAGUGUAUAACAGCAAAUACUAUCAUUUUGCUGCUGCAGAAUUGCUUUUUAGUCAUGUGCAAUAUUCGUUUUAAUUAGUGAAUUUUUUUUAAAUAUCACUGCCAAAACACAUAAAUUCAAUUAGGAAAGUGGUUAUCAGCUAUGUCGUUAGUCAAACGACGAAAUUAUUUUAAAAUAAAAUUGUUAAGCAGGGUAUCGGCCCUUUAACGAUGUACAGAAUGCUAUAAAUGCUUAUGAUGAACUAGCCAAGCGAUAAUGCUUUGGAGCUUUGUUCUGAGGUUUUGCAGCAAAGCUCACUGGUAUCAGUUCAUUUUGGCCUCGCCCAAAUUUUUUUUAGGUUGGUUGAAUGUUGUCCAAUUCCUUUUCUGCGAGGAGGGCGCCUGCACACUACCCCUUCCAACAGAACUGAGCUUGUGUAUUCGGGAAGACACUAGAGCAAAUUUCAGAGCGCUCUCCACUGUCUCCAGUGUAAUUCGAAGUAUGAAUUUUCUGAGGUUUGUCUUGUAUUGUGCUGUUAGCUUUGCAAGCUUCUUGCCUAAGCAUGAGGUUAUCAAAAUGUUCAGCAGUGGAAUACCUCCUUAGGUUGUGUAUAAACUACUACAUGGAGCCUUAUCUUAUUUAUUUGCAGAUAUAACAUAUUAACCAGUAAGGCAAAGUUUAAAACUACGUGUACAAGAACAUGGUGACACAAUAUGUAAACACUGCUUUCAAGUGUUUAUUCUUUUGAAAGGGUUAUUGAAAACAACCAAUGAAAAGUUGAUUUUCAAGAUCUGUCCUUUUUUGUUAAACGGGGCAGAUUUUAACCCUAACAGUCGUCAAUCUUUUCAGUUUCAAUGAUUUUUACAUACAACCUAGGGGUUGGGGCUGAAUUGCGAUUCGAAAAAAGCAGGUCAUAAAUGUUUUUAUAAAUCUCAUUAAGAUCUCACGUAUUAGUCCUGGCGGUUCCCAACUAAAGUUCUGCUUUGGAAGUACUUUUUCAGACAAGGCAGAGUUGCCUAACGAAAUUUGCCCCACGAUUUUGUUUCUUUUCCUUCAUUGAUCAUUCCACGUCCGGUGGAAUAUGAAAUCUGUGUGACGUAGGAUUAGGGCGAAGGAGAAAAGGAGUCAUUCAGAAGCUAGCUAAGAGAACUCUCGUAUAUAGGCCAGUAUACAUGCGGAGUGCUUAUUUUGUGUUAUUUAUUUCAAAAAUAUACAACACUUGAUGAACUUUUAUGCUGCGAAUGGGUAACGGAUAGUGAUUGGUUAUAGCAUGUCCACGAUAAAAUAGUUGUAUAAUUAUGUCUUCCUGUUUUACUAAUCAUGUAACAUGCUGCAUAUAAUUAUAGCCAUAGGUUAUCAACGGUGAUGUCCGUUAA
Messenger RNA from Acanthaster planci (crown-of-thorns starfish), 4197 nucleotides. RefSeq names its product carotenoid-cleaving dioxygenase, mitochondrial-like. Lineage: Eukaryota; Metazoa; Echinodermata; Asteroidea; Valvatida; Acanthasteridae. Gene Ontology annotation, molecular function: beta-carotene 15,15'-dioxygenase activity; carotenoid dioxygenase activity. Gene Ontology annotation, biological process: carotene catabolic process; retinal metabolic process. The record is from RefSeq and is a predicted model, not a curated record.